Molecule: messenger RNA, 35077 nt
Organism: Pelobates cultripes (western spadefoot toad)
Lineage: Eukaryota; Metazoa; Chordata; Amphibia; Anura; Pelobatidae
Source: the annotation of a GenBank genome assembly
AUGGCUCCCUCCCAUAACGUGGUGCUGUUGGUGGACACCGCGGACCCGGCAGCCAAGCACCGAGUCCGGCUCCUGUCCCUCCGGCUGCUCAAUUUCCUGACGUGCCGCGCCGGCCUCGGCCGGGUCCGCUGGAGCUACCGCUUCCUGAACUCGCUGGGCGGCCGCUGCAGGCCCCCGCGCCGCUCCGACCUGCGGGAAGUGGGCCCCCGGAGCUGGGGGGAGUUCGAGGAGGAGCUGGAGGCCUGCUGGGAGCGGGCUGGGCAGAGCCGGGCCUGUCACACCCCCAGCUCCCGGGCCGGGCUCACCCACACCGCCCUCAUGGACACCCUGUCCGACUUCCAAUGGGACCGGCCGGACAUCAGCUCCCCCACCAAACCCCUGCGGGCCCGGAGAGCCAGGAGAGGGCCGGCCGGGGGGGAGGCGGCCGACAAGGCCCAGUGUGGGAGCCGCGAUGGCGGUGGCAAUGCCGUGUUCCUGCUCUCCCCCUGCCCCCACACCGCCAGCCAGCUCGGACACUUCACCACCGGCACCGGCGGGGACAGCGCGGGGGACACCGGCCUGCAGCAAGUCAUGGACAGACUCCUACCAAGGGGCCUGCAGAGCAUCAUCACCAGCAGGAGGGUCACCCUGCACUGGCUGGACACCAUGGACUGGGCACAGGUGAUGGGCUCCCUCAUUAAUAUGCAAAUCUAUUACAAAUAAUCACUAAUCCAUUAACCUUCCUAUUCCCCGCGAGUAGGACAUGGAUAACCCAAUAACCCAUUGUAGGAGCGGUGACGGCAGUGUCCUCCACUGUGUGGUGAAGUUUUAGGGUUACACUGUGUCCAUGUGAUGUUGCUUAUUUCGGUAAUUGUCGGUAAAUCUGUAGUGGGAAGUUGUCAUUCCCUGGCUCUGCAGUGCUGUGUUUACAUAUAGUGGGGUGUUUUUCAUUUUGGUUGUAAAAAAAAAAAGAAAAAGAAAACACCACUUGUAACUUUAUACUCAUUUCGUGUAACAAAAAUUGUAACAAAGAGGGAUAUUCUAGGCUACAAACAAAACUUUAAUGCAUUUGGAAUGUUUUGGCCACAUCAAUGUCCUGUAGUUAUAUUGUAAAAAAAAGAAAUGCACAACAAAGCCCCAUGUUCCUACUGGUAUAUCCACACAACCUUCUUUUAAAAAAUGUGUUCCUAACUGGGUUUCUACUUGGUGUACCACGCUGCUACAUGUCUGUGUUUGUCAUUCCCUCUUCUCCCCACCAUUAUGUUAUCUGUCUUUUUUUGGCACAUCGUAGUAAUUCACUGUCUAUAAUCAUCACCUGGCAUAGUGCAUUCGACUGCUGUGCAUGCUUUCAUUUACUUGCCAGCACACCUCUUAUGCACUUCUAAACUGCAUUUCCAUAGUCCAAUAAAGUAUGUACUUCGAGAACGCAAGAAUAUGGCAUUCCUGCACCUUCUGUGAAUACACACUGCACUGGUCUAUGGAAAUGUCAUCUAGGAGUGUGAGUUGUGCUGGCAGGUAAAUGACAAUAUCAGUCAAAUUAGUGAAUGUUAUGGAAAAUGUUAGGCACUGGAUUGCUCCAGAUUAGAGGGCAAAGAGCCAUCUUGUACAGAGAAGGCUAUCCCCCCCCCACCCAAAAAAUAAAUAAAUCCUAUAGUGUGUUUUAUAGACAAUAACUUGAGGUUUAAAUGUAUAGCAAAAAAAAUAAAAAUCAAGAUUUGUAGUAGUAGGUCAAAUGAGUGAAGUGCACCUGUUUCAACUAUUCUUGGUGCUAUCCAAAUUCAUGGCAAAAUGUAUAUAUUACAAACCACGCAAUAAAAUAAUUUACAUACCUGUAUGCUGAGAAAUUUUAGGCAAGAGAACCUUCCUCCAACUCUUGCAAUACACAAUAAAAGGGUAUACCAACACCAAACCAUAUGCUAAAAAUGAAUGCAAGGGUACUUUUACUUACUCAGUACUCCCUCAAUUACUAACUAUACAAACAUCAAAAAAGAUAAGAAUGCACACCAGUAAUAUGUGUAAUAAAAACACACUUUGUUCUACAAUAUUUAAAACCUCAUAUAUGCAUACUAAGCAGUAACAAAACAUCUACAAUUUCUCAGCGACAUUUUUGAAGUUUUGUACAUCUAGUGCAACACGUAUGAACCUGACAUGUCAACUAUUGGUACACUGGAGAGGGGAUAAGUAUCAGAGCAGGAUUAACCACAAGGGAACCCUGAGGGUAGAUAUGGGCUCCAGAUCUAUGAAUUUGCUUGGCCCAAGUAUAAUCGCUAUGUAAAGAAUGAAAGAGGUGAAAACAAACCAGUACGCUACCUAGGACCCUUAAGCAAUGCAUUCUAUUAGUGGUUUCCAAACCAGUCCCGGAUUUAUACAUUUCGUUAUUUUAUUCCAAUGGAGAAACUGACAAAGCCGGAACUGUUGGUCGUUCUUGGGGACUGGUUUAGGAAACACUGCAUUAUAUCAUAGCAUUAAGAAAACUGCAUGAGGCAAACCCGUGCCUCAAAACUAGGUUACAAAAUUUAUUAAACUGGUCGUGCUAUGAGGUCUGGUGGAGAUUGUCACCAGAGGAAUACGGAUGUCAUUUAUCAAAUAACAUGUUAGUAUACUCACAUGUUGUAUUGAAAUUUGAUAUCUUUAUCAUUUGAUUGUUACCCAUUGAGUUGCAGAAGCCAAGAUAACUUCUUAAGAUCUGUUUCACUGUUGUAAUAUUUAGUUUUUUAAAUAAACUUUCAUUUCUCCUGUAGGUUUGGAAUUUGUCAGAGCAUUCUGGUUACUUGACAAUGGUGGAAUUAAUGCAGCUUAUUGGAGGAAGAGUUCUGCCAUCAGCAUCAUUACUACUUUCUUCAAGCCACCAACUAUCCUUUAGUCAUUUCAAUCCAACUACAAGUCUCAAUAUCCCCUGUGAUUCUGUUCUGAAUUAUGUAAUAUGCAGUGAGGCUGACCAUCGGCUGCUUUUUCCACAGCAAAAUGGUGUUGUUUUCUUCAUACCACCUGGUAAUUGAUUUUGCUGUUUUGCAAGCGCAUUUUCAGAAUUUGGGUGAUCCAUAGUUCCGAUUUCUAAACAGUGUUUACAUUUCAGGUGUAGCUGCUGAUCGCUGGGAAUGCCCUGUCACUUUAGAACCUCUUUCCAUAAGCCAAAGACAUUCUAAGAGUUUAACUAUUCGGCUCAAAGGAAUUGUACAGCACUGGAGCCAAAAUCAGAAUAGUUCUCUUACUACAGAGACCUGGAUACUUCAAAAUUCUGCUGAAGAUAUGUCAUGCUGUCACUUACCAGAGCUGCUGCGUACUCUUUUGUCUGGAAGACUACACAUGGUAAUUUAAAAAAAGAAUUCUAAAUUUUUUUUUCUAAGAAUAAGGUUCAGUCAGUACACUGUGUUUUCCCAUGCAUUUUUAGUGGGUUUAUGCUGCUGACAUAGGUAAUGCUUGAUUAAACAAGGAUUCACAUGGUCCUUGUACUACUAAGCAUUGUAUAAUUUUUUGAGUGUCUGCAUGUUGGACGUUAUGUUUGUAUAAAAGUUUGUAUCCCUGCAUUGUUUAUACUAUUUUGUAACGGGAAAUUUAAAGUCAACUUGUUACCUGUGAAAAUGCUCUAAUUAGAGGUCACAGCUAUAUUCACAGGUUUUUAAUGAUCUUUUGUAUCAGAUCUAUUCUUGAUUUGUCAUGUAUCUUUUAUGAAAGCUAACUAACAAAAUACUUCACGACUAACAACCUUAAUGUCUGCAAAUCACAUACGAAAAAAAAAAUUGUGCAGCUUCUUCUCAGAGGUAAAUUUAAAAGGUUACUCCAAUGCUUUUAGCUAUACGUUUUUUAUUUAUUUUUUUAAAUGCAGAAUACCCUAUUGGACAUUAUUCUCCAGGUCAUCCCAUUGUAGGGCGAAAAAAACAAAACUUAAUAAAUAACGUUAAAAGCAACACUAUAGGGUCAGCAACACAAGCCUGUAUUCCUGACACUAUAGUGUUAAAAACACUAUCUAGCCCCAUUGCCCUGUCCCCCUCUAAAUACAGCAAUAUCUUACCUUCAUUCCAAUCUGUUGGUGCUGGCUCUGCCUCCUAGGCUGACAUCAGAAGUGAUGAUCUCAGCCACUCACAAUGCUUUCCCAUAGGAAGGCAUUGGAUUGACUGAGAUUGUCAAUUCUGAUUUAUUUUAGCCUAGGAGGCAGGUCGGGGCAGAGCCAAACACCACCAUAGCCAAUCAGCAUUUCCUUGUAAAACUGCAUUGACUUAAUGCAUCUCUGAGGCAUGUUCAGAGUCUCCAUGCAGAGGGUGGAGACAAUGAAUGUCAGUGGUACAGCAUUUCCCCAGUGGCCAUCUGAGUAGUGUGUAAUGUAAACACUUCAUUUUUGUUUUGUUUUUCUGGGGGGGAAAAAGUGUUUACUGCAAAAAGCCCGCAGGGACAGGCUAUACUCACCAGAAUUACAUUCAGCUGUGGUUGUUUUGUUGGCUAUAGUGUCCCUUUAAACUUUCCUGUAAUCCAAUGCCCUAGAAGCUUUUGCAAUGAGCUAAGCUCUGCGGUGUAGUGCUUGGCUCGUUGGCUUAGAGAGCUCAGUUUAUGCUUUCUGCUAAUUGGCGCCUGCCCUGCAUGGUAGGGCUUGUCUCUGUGGAGCAAACGGAAGCUGCUUUAGAGUUUGGAUGGGGUAGGUGUCAAGCACCUAGCGGACCCCAGGUAAGCUAUCAAACAAUUUAACUAAAUACUCUUGGCGCCAUAAUCACUUCAGCAGCCUGCAGUGUUUAUUGUGUUUGCAAUAUUCUUUUAUGCAUAUUUUCUUAAAGGACCACUAUAGUGCCAGGAAAACAAACUUUUUCCUGGCACUAUAGGGUCUUUAGGUCCCCCCACCCUCAGGGUCCCACUCCCGCUGGGCUGAAGGGGUUAAAACACUUACCUUUCUCCAGCACCAGGCUCCCUCCUCCUGCCGACAUUGGCACCGAAUGCGCAUUCGCAGCAAGAGCCACACGUGCAUUCAAACCGCCCAUAGGAAAGCAUUUCUCAAUGCUUUCCUAUGGACGUCCAGCGUCUUCUCACUUAUUUUCACAGUGAGAAUCGCAGAAGUGCCUCUAGCGGCUGUCAGUGAGACAGCCACUAGAGGCUGGAUUAACCCUAGUGUAAACAUAGCAGUUUCAGAGAAACUGCUAUCUUUACAGCUGCAGGGUUAACACUAGAUGGACCUGGCACCCAGGCCACUUAAUUGAGCUGACUUGGUCUGGGUGCCUAUAGCGGUCCUUUAACUAACAGUUCCUUGAUCUUUCACCCCAGUAAAUGCUAUUCCAAUGUUUGGUGUGAGUAUAGCAGUGGAGGUCAGUUAAAAUAAAAAAAAUUCAACUGAAUUGAAUAAAAUGACAAGCGCAUACAGGAUGUCAGUCAAGCUGAGACAGAAGUAACACCGGUGUUGCUUUGGUUGCACUUUUGUGUUUGUGCAUCUAACCAUAAAAUGCCAUGUGUGUUCGGCAUUUUCUCCAGCAGUGACAUAUAUGAGCAUGCACCAUGUGUGUUUAUGAAAUUACAUACUUUCCCGGGCCUGCGUGUGAAUUCAGAUAAAAUAAAUCACAAAGAAUUUUAAAAUACAUUUAGCGCAACUUACAAUUUUACAAGUCUUACUGACCUAUUGUUUUUCAGGCUGCUGAUGUAUUUACAGAAGAAGAUCUGUGCCCUAGAACAGGAGUCCUUACCCCUAUUUCACAGACAUCCGCAAUCCUUAAUGUGAUUUGCAGUGGUGAAAAAGAUGGAUUGGGCAAGUUUUGUUUACCUGAAAGUCUUAAUAACUGUGAGGAUACUUCUGACGACCUCUCUGACAUUGUAAGCAGUGCCCUCAGGAAUGUGUCUCCAUUCAGUGACCACACUUCAGUAUCUGGUAAGCUUAAGAACUUCAAAUGUUUUCUUCUUUUAGUGAGUGAACUGAGGAUGUACUCAAACCCUGCCUAUGUUAUGUAAGCAUAAUCGAUACACCCUGGUUACCCAUAUUUUUUAAAGAGGUUCUCAUACAAUAUAUGAUCAGAAUAUUUAAGUUGCUAAAUACUUUUUCAAUCUGUACAUUAAGUUGGCUAGGCAGUCAGUAAAACAUUGUUUGAUUUGCAUACAUAGAACCAUCUCAGUCUAGCUGCAUGAUGUUUCUUAGGUGUAUGCUUAGACCGCAUGCGCUGCAAUCGUACCCAUAAGUAAUGUAAUUUAGGGUGAGUUGUAAGCUAAGUAUACAGCGUAAUUUGGAUGCACACAAACUAGAGCCAUAGGUUUCUCCAGUAUGUAAAAUUAAAAUAUAAAUAAGACUUCACUAGUAAACACAUUGGAGAUUUAUCAAAAUUUCCCACACAAUUUUGCGUUUUUUUUUUUUUGUUUUGUUUUUUUUUUAACACUCUGACCAUGAUUUUUGAAUAUACAUCAUGUUUGGAGACGCAACAAGUUUAUCAAUCUUUCCAUCACUUUUCUGCCACAAUGGUGUUCUGUAUCACUUCUUUUUUGACUGCAACUCUUAAUUUGGCUGUCCUUUUCUGCAACAAGAAUGGUGAAAUUUACACAGAGAAAAGCAGACACAUUUUAGAUCGAUUUAGUAGAAUAGACUGGAGAACAAAAAUUGUAAUGGGUUGGGAUGAAUGGAAUCACUAUGCAGCGAAAGGAAAAAGCAAAGUCACUUAACGGAAAGGCUCUGAAAUAAAAAAGUCACUGUGGGCGACUUCUUUAACAGGUUAGUCUAAGAAGGGCGGGCACGCAGUCUUUAGCAGGUUAAUCAGUGCUAGGAUCAGGCAGGCAAAAGUUAACUUGGGAAUCCUAGACAGGGUCGGGCAUGCAAUGGUUAACCAAGGCAGGGUCGGGCACGCUAAGGGUUGUUAACCAAGCCUUCCCAUGAGGAGGGGUCCAUGAGCCUAUAUAAGUAGAUGGCCCCCUUUUGGUGAAUAGGCUUCCACACUCCUUUUGUGGACAGGAUUCUUUGUUGGUUUGCCCUUUAAUUCAGUUGUUCCCCACAUAUGCUGUGAUGGAUCCUCCAUGCUUGUAACACCCUGAAGAGAUCCUGGAAUAGCGUAGGGGACAAACAAUGAGGAUUUGUGCAGAAUGCCUGCCAGGGAAGAGGCAGGCUGAUGGACUAGCAAGGCGUGCCUCCUUUCCCCUGCAAGCUGCAACCCUAGUGGAGUGGCUAACAGGGCACUGUGUGCCGCAGACUAACAGCGGAAUUUGCCGGAGGCCAGGAAGCAGGCUUGGCCCGUCCCUCUCACUCAGGACGCAGAGAUCCAUGUGGUGCGCCUGCUUCUCCAUCAUGCGAUGACAAAAAUACAACUCAUUUUAGAACACUUUGAUAAAUCUCCCUAAUAUAUUGAAUAAGGAACGCUAUAGCAUUAGGAAUACAAACCGGUAUUCCUAACGCUGUAUUGUGCAUUGUCCCCUUACAACCACCCAUUUUUAUUUAUUUAUUUAUUCUGACUAGGUCUCCGUCUCCCACAUCGUCACAGUAAUUGUGGGCUCUAAUACGCAUGCAUUUCACUUGCCACCAUGUGCAUUAAAGCUUCCUCAUAAGAAAACAUUGAAUUAAUGAUUUCCUUUUGUGAAUUUGAAGAUGUUGGACAUCCUCAUGCAACUCUUGUUUGAGAACAGGAAGCACAUCUAGUGGCUGUCUAGAAGACGGCUACUAGUGGUGGACUUAACAUUGCAAUGUAAAGAUUGCAGUUUCUCAGGAACUGCAAUGUUUUACAUUGAAGAGUUCAACAGAUAGGGACAAUGCACCCAGACCACUUCAAGAGAUUACGUGGUCUGGGUGCAUAUAGUUGUCCUUUUUAGACAGGCCUCUAGAAUACUUAUGUUGAAUUUGAAAGCUCUUAAAAUUUAGCAAAACUAGCGAAUUUGGAACGUAGUUUUUACAAUCAGUCUACUUUGAUCUCAGUGUUAAAGUUCAACAUUUUAAAUCCAUAGCAGUUCACGGUUUAGUGUGUAAACGGUAGUAUAUUCAUAAACUUGCUUUCCGUGCUAUAAGUGUAUGUAGAAUAUUGGUUCAUCAGAAGUGAACUGCUUAGGCUGAGGGAGUGGUUUUUGAUGUUCCACUGAUGCCAGCAAUAUUGACUGCAGCUGUAAACGGAGCACUACACAAUACAAUCUGCAAUAUGUUAUGAUAUAUGCACACAAAAUUGUUGCGUACAUUGGUGAAGUAAAUUACUUAAUUGCUGGACUCUAUAUAAUUAUUGUAAAAAUUGUGACAUUCUGUACAUUUGUAAAAAAAAAAAUAUAUAAACACGCACAAAACUUAAAAUUCUUUUGGCUUACGUUUUAUUGUUAAAUGCGAAGUCUAUAACUCUUCAAACGUUGUCUGUGAAUGUAUUCACAAAGCAUCAAUUUGACAAAGGACAAACAUUAUAAUUGAGAUUUUUUGCAAACCAUGGAAUAGUUUAAGUAACCCCAACACAAAUGCCUUGGAUUUCUUCAGAAUCUUUUCCACACUUCAUGUCUUAUAGUAAAUUCAUGGUAGUUAAAGUGCCUUUUAUUCCUAAACCCCAUUCUUAAACGUAUUUUGAACUGGAAAGUAAAAGUAGUUUUGUGGAUAUGUGUCUAAUAACAAGGUAUUUUUUACUAAUGUUAAAAAUCAGUAAAUUAUAAAAAUUUGUAAAAUGUAACCAUGCACCCAUUUGUUUUGGUGUUUUUAUAUCAACCACUAAAUCUAUUAAUGGACAGAAUGAAAAGCCUAUUCACUGUUUUGUAUUUAAAUCCUAUAUCAUUUUUAAUUUUGUACUGUUGUGGUUUAGAUCUUCCAGUACCAGAGUGGAUUAACCAAGAGCUUACUCAGAAAAGUCGAUGGAACUCUUCCAUUGUUGAAAAAUGGUAUUCCUUAUCUGGAGCCUCUGGUGUUAGCUGUUUCCUAAUGGAAUCAUUUAGGUUAGUUAAAAGAUUUUUAAAAUAUAGGUUUGAAAUAUUAAUGUGUUUAACCUUCUCAAGUUGUAAACUUCUGGAUGUCUUUUGUCUUAAUAUGUAUGCCACAUAUAGCAAUGGAGAGCAUUGAUUGAUUAAAGGGACACUAUAGACACCAAAACAACUUUAGCUUAAUGAAGCAGGUGUGGUGUAGAGCUCAUGCCACUGAUACCAUUGCUUGAUUCUCUGCCAUUUUGUUGCAUCAGUUAAAAUGUUUUGGGGUUUUUUAUGCAGUCCUAUUCACACCUCCCCAGCCUUUCAUGCAGCAGGCAUGGGGAAAAAAAAAGUUUUUCGUUUUCGGUCAGGUGUUAACUUGCGGUUUUUUGUUUUGUUUGUUUGUUUGUUUUUUAAAUCUCCUGCACUGUAAAUCAAACUUUAAUCACACACAGGAGGCUACUGAAAGAAAGUGCUAUUAAUGGUUGAGGAUUUAGGAUGGCUGUGCAAGUGACAUGCAGGGAGGUGCAAUUAGGGCUGUCUCAACCAUGAUUUAACUCCUAAAUGGCAUAGAAUUGAGCAGUGAGACUGCAGGGCGUGAUCUAUACACCAAAACUGCUUUAAUGAGCUAAAGUCAUUUUGGUUACUAUAGUGUUCCCAUUAAUAUGUCUAAGGUCUCAGGUCUUCACACUAGUGAAUCUUUCAGUUGUUUAAGGGUUUAAAUUAUUGAACAGGAAGUGGUAGUUAUUGAAAUUUGGUUAAAACAAUGUUUGGUGUGGGAUUUAAUUAUUCAAUUAUGUCUUUGGUGGUGGAGUGAUUUCUCCUGCAUAUCGUAUUUGCACAGAUAUGGUUUACUUUCUUACCAAACUCCGUUAUGGGACACCCAUAAAGGGCAUCUCUACAGUUUCUAGUUGGAUAUCGUUUUAUUCCCCCCUCCCUCAACUGAAUUAAUAAUGUAGUAUGUUCAAUGUGUAAUUCUGAAACGUGAGAGAAUGCACUGGAGGUUUAGUGUGCAUGUAUUUCCACUCCUUUCUUCAUUCAUGUCAGUGGCACAUUACAUCAUACGCCCCAGUCACUCUUCUGCUUAGUAGACUACUCUGCCUUGUCAUUCAAAGUCAUUGCUUCUCUAGGUCACUUGUAUACCUUCCCCUUAUAGGGACAUGGUAGGCACCAAGACCACUUCAGCUUAUUGAAGUGGUCUGGGUGCAAUGUCCCUUAACCGUACAGUGGUAAUUAUUGCAGUUUUUUUUGUAGAAACGACAAUAAUUACCUGCUACGGUUAACUCCUCCUUUGUAGAGUGAUUUCUGGGUGCUUAGAUGACUUUUGAUCGUUUUAAAUGACGCUGGACAUCUGUGCGCUAUUAAUUAAUGCUCUUCUACGGGGAAAUCCUAAUGGUGCACAUGCGCGGCAAUGGUCGCACUCAAGUUUUCGCCGGUUGAAGUCGGCGGGGGAGGAGCGUGGGCAGACAUUGUCCGAGCGCUGAGGGACAUAGUCGCUGGAUUCAGGUAAGUGAAUGAAGGGUGGGGGCGCGUGGGAGAAGGGCACUGUAGGAACCUAUAGUGCCAGGAAAACAGUCACUAUGGCAUCCCUUUACCAUAUUUUUCACCCAGUGCUGCUACCCACUUUUUGUAUGUGUGGUAUUUUUUGUUUUUUUUUUAUCAAAUGUACUUACCUUUGCUUACCGGGCAGGCCUCAUUCCAGGUAUCUAGAAGUAUAAGCGGAGGCAUUGGGGCUGUCUAACCACUUCCUGAUGGUGGUUUUGUUAUGAGAAGAUAUUGGUGAUCAAUCUGUGGAUAUUCUUCCUGGGCUUUGCAUACUGUGUAUAUAUACAACAUUCAAGGUUCUGUAUUUUGUAAAUCCCUUGCAGGUUAAUCCAUGCAGGUGCUUGUGAUGAGGAUGAUCCAUUAAAAUGUGAUCAGGAAAUCACACAUUAUCUGUCCGAUUACUAUGAGCUGAAAUCCAAUGAAGAGACGGGAAUUGCUGCACAAGGAGAAAAUCCCAAAAAACGUACGUUUUCAUCAUGUUUCUGAAGAGAUUGUUCCCCAGACAUGGCUUUUGUAAUUCAUAUUAAAAAAAAAAAAAAAAAAACAAUUUUAAAGUUCUUUAAGGAAAGAAGGAUUUGAAAUUGUAAUCUAUUUUUUAUUUUUUUAUUUUUUUUGUGGGUAAUAGUUAAAAAAAAAAGUAUGAAUGCUCUUAAAGGACCACUAUAUCAUUAGGAAUACAAACGUGAACUUUAAUGACACCCAGGCUUGAUUUUGUGACAUCUUGUUAAUUUAUAGGUAAUUAAGAAAUUAAAUUAAAUAAUUUCUGGCCUCUUGUUGUUGAAUGCAUUGUUGUUGAAUGCAUUGCUCGGUUAUUUAAAAAAAAAAAAAAUUGACAUCAAAUGUUUGUAAAUAUACUACUUCACGAUGGAAGUGGCUUGCUUAUCUCUGCAUACCUCCUCUAUGGCAUCAAUAGGGCAAUCAGUACACUAGGUUUGCAGAGGUAUUCCUCAGACUGAAUGAGAGCUCUUAAAGCUUUAGCGGAAAUAAUUUCUGGCCUCUUGUUGUUGAAUGCAUUGCUCGGUUUUGUUUUUUAUGCCGACUUUACUCAAAUAUAAUCGCCUUUACACUCUUUAGCGCCUCUUUGACAAUAGUUUUCUUGAAUAAAAGAGAAAAGAGUAUAGUAUGAAGAGUUUUUUUUGUUUGUUUGUUUUUUUGUGCCUGUAACACACAUUUAGGAUUACUUUGUUAAUUGGGCACUCUUCAGUUAAAAGAUGUCCUUUAUUAACCCAUUAGGACACAUGACAUGUGUGACAUGUCAUGAUUCCCUUUUAUUCCAGAAGUUUGAUCCUUAAGGGGUUAAACACUGUAUUACAUUGGAACACAGUGUGCAGGUGGCGGGCAUGAAGGAGCGAGAUACUAAGUACCUUGUACAUCAUAAUAGCUGUUAAUCAGUGCUGUCUUUGAGUAUAUGCUAGGAACUGCACAAAUCACUUUGUUGUCUCCCUCCGAUGUGCACUGCAUGCAUAUUGUGUUCUAAUUUAAUACUGUGUGUUUAACCCCUUAAGGACACAUGACAUGUGUGACAUGUCAUGAUUCCCUUUUAUUCCAGAAGUUUGGUCCUUAAGGGGUUAAAAGGAACAUCUUUUUGAACAAGCUGUGGAAGCAUUUUUUUGGGAGAAGAAUUUGCCCACUUUAGUUGCUGGACCAUUUAAAAAAAUAAAUUUUCUUUACCUGCUUUGAGACUUGUCUACUAAAUUUGGUCUUGGAAUUCACUCAUGAGAUGCAUCUACUUGAAAUCGCCUUUAGACUCCACCCUGAUUUCAUAAAAUUUAUUUUACUUUGAUCAUACUUUUACCAUUAUUUAACUGUGUAUGGUUUUCAAAAUGUAAAAUUCAUUUUUUUAUUUUUAUUUCUUUUCUUCGUCUUCUUCAUGUAAGGUCUUCCAAGAACUCCAGUGCGGCAGAAAAUGAAAACCAUGCCCCGGGCUUUGCAGAUGCUUAAUGCUGCCAGGCUUAUUAAAGCUCAGAAAUCCCAGCCUGAUAAUGUUCUAGCUGUACCUAAUGAAAAGAAUUCCCAGGCAAAGAAGAGAACAUCAGACAAACAAGACGAUAAAGCAAAGUCCCUGAAAGUCACUGGUAAUAAACUAUGAUUUUUGUGCUGUAUACCAUUGAGUUGUAAGUUAAAGGAACAGUCCAUUAAAAAGAGAAAAAACUAUAUAAUAGAUAUACCCCUAAAGGAAAUAUGCAUGUAAUUUGUUUUGCAUGUUUUCUUUGAGGGUAAAUGAAUUCUUGGCUUGUAAUAGCUACAUAUCUAGUAUUUGCGGCUUCUGCAAGCCCUUCCCACAUUACUCAGCACAGACUGUUUGGCUGUCCAAUCACAGACUUCUCAUUCAGGUGCUCUGGGCGAUUGCCUGAUUCUGGAGUUGAGCUCGUGGUGCUAUACUGCCAGGAUGUAAUAGGACCUACUGUCUGACAGCCAGAAGAUGUAACCUGUUUUUUGUUUUUAAAGAAAACUGUGCUUAUUUCUUUUGAAGUGGACACUUUUAUGAAAUGUAAAAAAGCACACACUCUUCAUGCAUAAAGCAUUUCAGCAAGCUUUGUUUUUAGUGUUCCUUUAUUAUUUUCGCCAUUUAUAUAGCGCCAACAGAUUCCGUAGCGCUUUACAAUAUUAUUAGAGGGGGGAUUUAACUAUAAAUAGGACAAUUACAAGAAAACUUACAGAAACAAUAGGUUGAAGGUUGGGCCCUGCUCAAACGAGCUUACAGUCUAUAGAUUUAUGAAUAAUUUGUAAACUUCAGAUUGUCUGUAAUGAACAUUUAACAUAUUAAGAUAUUAUUUUAUAUAAAGUCCAAAUAGGGAAAUAAAAUGCCUGAAUCCUAUUUCUGCUUUAGUGUAAUGUUUAUUAAUAGACUUGUGCACCGCAAAAAAGGUGGCAUGUUUAGAAAACAUCCAGUGGCUGCAGAAUUGCUGCCUAGUUACUUUAAAUCUUAACUGGUUCGGGGAGGAUGACACUAAAUGGUCCCCCAGCACGACCUGUGAGUGGAGGUACUUUAAAAUCAAGAAGGGUAUUGACUAAUGUUUAGGCUUUGUGUGUGGUGGGUGUAUUAUGCUAGAUAUAAACUGUAACAUUUGCUUUGUAGGUUUUAAAUCUGAAGAUGAACUGUUUGCUUUACUAAAUGAGGAUUAUGAGAAGGCUAUUUCUGUUCAGGAAGAUUCACUACUAACUUGUGCCAAAAAUGCCAUAACAACCAUCAGAUCAUACAUGAAAUCAAACCUCCCUGAACUUGUUGAGGUAAAUAAUGUUCCUUUGGCCUGACUUCUUUUCUCUUUACUCCCCCUCAAAAUAUGUAAACUUAAUUCUCAUAUUUUUUUGUAGAUGGAUUGUGUGAGCAGAAUCAGACAUCUUUUGAAGACCAGCAAGACCAUUAGACAGCUUUAUGGGAAUAACCAGAAAAAAGAAACUAAACUUAGAGAGUAUGUAACGGAUUUCUUUGUUUGACUUUUACCAUCUUUAUCAAGUAUAGUCAUGACUGUUAUGUAACUUAGUUUAUUUCUCUAUUGUAGAUGUCAAAUCCAAGUAUUUCUAAGGUUAGAAAUGUGUGCACAGUGUCCAGUUCUACAAACAAACACAGAUGACCUAGAGCAAACUGUUGAAGAGGUCAGUUUUAGCUUGGUACUCUGAAUUUCUAAAGUAAGACAGGUGUAUGCUAUUUUGCUUAUAAUUUAUACUGUGAAUUACAUUCCCUUUUCAUUAAAACUUCAUUGUAAACUUGAAAAUGAGAAAGGUCACCUGAAGAUACAUAAAGUACAUGUAAUCUAAUAUGGCGCUGUUAAGAUUGUCUAGGUGUCACAUUUCUUUCAUAUUUUAGUAGUAUUUUGAUACACACAGAAAAUUUCUAAUAGUUUUUUUUUCUUCCUCCCAGAUAACCGAUAUGCUGCGUAUUAUCUCUUUAACAGAAGAUCCAUCGUUUCUCACAAAAUUUCUUAAUGAAAAUGUACUUGUAGAGUACGUAUUUACUUGUCUUCUUUUUCAAUGUCCACAGUUUUCUGUUCUCAAUCCACGUUUCAAGAAUAAGCCAAUUUUAACCCCUUAAGGACCAAACUUCUGGAAUAAAAGGGAAUCAUGACAUGUCACGUGUCCUUAAGGGGUUAAAGCAGCUCUGUCACUAAACAUAAACCUUGUCCAAUCUGCUUCUCUAUAGCUCCGUGUGUCUGAAUUUUAUUUAUUUUUUUUUACAAAACUUAACAAGGGCCAAUGAUUAAACUAAGGUUCUAUUUCAUAUAAAAUGAACUGUUUCGGUUCACCUUAUGCUAUGAAUACAUGCUACAACACAAACAAUCUAUCUUACAUACACCUUGUAAAAUUCUUCUUAUAUACAACAAAUAUUAAGUGUGGAAAAUAGCUAAGAUGCUGAUGGAGGGGCCUAGCUAAAUAUAUAUCCCUUAUUUUCCCUCUCCUCCAUGGACAUGUGAAUAAUAUAGGGUCUUUGCAAAAAAAGCAAAGAACUUCAGUUUUACACAUAUGCUUUAAGUUCAAGCUUUUUUUUUUUUUUUUAGCUGGAUUAAUCUUCACUCUUGAGUGAGUCUUCAUUGGUAUAGAUCUAAACACUACUUGUAAACUUUAACACUUGUACUAAACUGCAAAACAAAUAGGGUUUGCUUCACUUCAGGAUUCUAAAAAUUAUCCUUGUCCUAUUUUUUUAAAUAUAGAACUUUUUUUGCUUGACAUUCAAUGUGGUUGAAUUAUUGAAUUUACAGGUAUAUAACCGUGAUGCCUAAAAUCCUGGCAGAGAUCUACUUUAGUCUGGGGACACAGAUACCUGAGGAUUUGGCCUUAGUUCUUCCUGCAGACGACGAGGACUCUAUUGUUCAUGAAGGCAUAACACCAGUAUAUUCUCAGCCAUCAGUCUCAAGGGUUCCCAGCAUUCCUCAACUUGUAACUGAGGAGGACCAGCUUGAAGAGCUGCGUACAAAAUCUGCCAGAAAAAGAAGGUAACUUUUUAGUGGUGUAGUUUACAUUGGCGUGUUUUUUUGUUUUGUUUUUUGCCUUAUGAUAUACAGCUGUAUGUCCAACUACAUUUAGACUAUAUUUUAAUCUCAUUUAAAUACCAGCUUCAUGCUAUAUUACCAAUUCACUGCCUCUGAAUUGCUUUCUUUCUUUUUCUGUUAGUUUUCUUAGUGGGGUUUAUCCUCUUAAAUGAUGAGAAUUGAACAAUUCAGGCCAAUAUAAUUGAGUUGGAGAAUUUUUUCCAGUUCUGCUGUUUUUAGCUUUAACAUGAAUUUGUCAGUUCUGUACUAAUUCAGUUAAGAAAAACCAACAUUAUCUGCACAUUGAAAACCUCCAUUUUGUAUUCUUCAGUUAACGAGAAAAUAACGGUUGGAGUACACCCAUACCCUCCACCGCUAUUUUUGUAAUGCAUUAUAUGUAAAUACACUAAAAAUAUGGAUAAUAACAAAAUUGGGUAAUUGCUAAAUCUGCAUCCAUUGGUACAAUGUGCUCUGAAUCCUGGGACUUAUUAUAAGGUGAAAUGGAGCCUCUGGUAGGGAAUCAUUAGUUUCCAAUUUUAUAAGGAAGGUGGAGAGUAAAUAUGAAUUUGAAUGUAUUACUUAUGCUAGUAAGUAGACAACAAGGACAAACCAUAGUCAACACAACCAAAACACAUUCUGUGGCCAAGGACAUACACAGCUCAAUGUGAAUAAUUAGUGGAAAAAGUCUAAUAAAAUUCUUGUGCAACAUUGAAUAUUUAUUUCACCAACACAGUGGGUGUCAUGGGAAGUUAUAACUAUUAAUUAAAUGAACUAAAAUUAGUAGUGCAUUUUUAAUACAAUUUGUAUGUCUGCUUUUAUUAGUGAGUUGGUAUCCCGGUCCAUCUGUAAUUUCUUUUGUUUUGUAAUUAUUUUUUGUUGAUUACUAUUUUCUCUUCUCAUUUUUGUUUCUGUUGCUAUUUUCUUCUUGUUUUUGAUUAUAUAGUAUUCAUAAAAAUAAUUUAUAGCUUGAUAGGUGGGGGGGAGCAACUCAUAUUUGCUUUUAUUUUUUAAUUUUUUUUGAUUGUGACUGAUAUUCAUUUGCUGUUAUCUUUGUGCUUUUUACUUGUGAUAAACCUGUUUAAUUUUUUGUGUAUCUGCUUCCUUUUUUCUCCUCUACUAAAAAAUAUAGUUUUAAAAUUCUGUAUUGAACAUUAGCAGGCUUCAUCAUUAUCAUAAUUCUUUGCAAUUUUCUAAAAUGUAAUGUGUCUUUUGGAACUAAUAUUUUUCCACUUAAAAUCUAUUUUUAUUAAUUUUUUUGGCAUUUAGCCGCAGUACAGGAGGGGAUGUUCUACUUACAGGUGGUCAAGAAGCCUCUGUAAUGAAAUAUGCAAAUUAUUUGGCAAAACCCUCCCAAUCAUACCUUUAAAUAAUGAGUCUGCCAAACUGUCCUCAGUUCUUACUUUCCCAGUGUGCGGCACAAACCUGCCUCUCAGCAGGUUCACAAUAGUGAAGAACACUGGCUGCUACUUGGGGGGGAAUGGCCCUGGUAGUUCCCUGGAUGGUGAACUGAAUGGCAGCCAGUAGGGAGCCGGACGAAAUUAUGGAUCAGUCUGUACAGCUCAGUUUUAUUUCUAAUUUCACUUUUAUUAGGAAAGUGAAUUAUCUUCUAAACACUGUGCUCAACUGGUAGAAUAAGCCCCCAUUGAAGGCUCUUUAAAAUUAAGAAAUACACCAAUCAGAAAACUGAUGAUUCCACUAGCAGGUGAAUAUAAAGAAACAAAAAUUUAAAAAGCUAUUAAAAGCCCAAUGGCCAAUUAAUAAAAGUUUAUCAAAAUUCUGCCUAAGAUGUUAAAUUACACUUGCAGAACUGUGUUUAAAUUAUGUAAAUAUUUUGUGAGUAAACAUACAAAAUAGAGGAAUAUUACCAAAAUAAACAGGUUACAAAUGGCACAAAUUGAUAAAUAAUACAAAUAGGUGUGAUGGUUGGCACUUAAUGUGACUAGGUGUGUGUAUAAUUUUAGCAGCUAUAACACUCUAGUGGAUACCCCUUAUAUCACACAAAUAAAUCCUCAAAUAUAACAAACACAAACUCCGUGUUUAUGUGAUGUACUCCACCAGCAUGCAGCGCUAAAAUUUGUGUGGGAGAACAACCAUUUAAGGCAUAUACCAGGGCAGUAUGUAGACCUUUAAAAGGAAAAAUAAACAAUUAGUGCAAUUCCCUGUGGUAAGUACAAAUUAGUAUCAAAAGUGAAUGAAUGUGAGGUCGUGAUACUAAUUUGUACUUUUUAUGUUUGAUUACUAACAAUGUUGAUUUAAAAAAAAAAAAAAAUCCGCUUAAAAUGCACAAUAUUGUAUGAUGAAUAUAAAAGUUCUUGUUUAGAACAGUUCAGGGAUAAUGUGACCGCACGGAUAUUUCAACUCCUGCUAUUCAAACAGCCGGAGUCAUUCCUAAUUAGCUGUGAUUUAUUUUAUUUUUUUGUACCAAGGUGUUUACACGUAGUGGUACCGAAGGUUUUUCUGUUCCACUCAGAAUCUGGACCAUUAAACAGGGUCCUAUAAGUUAUGAAUGCCAAUCUAUAAAAUGGACAAAUACAACAGAGCCAUAGUGCUCUCCAUUAAAUUUUAUUGAAAAGUAUAGAUCAAGAUUAAAAGCACUCAUGGAUUCACAAGGAUAAACACAGCUCAUGAAAAAGUGGAGACAAACUGUUAUCAGCGCUAGCUGUUCUCCCACUGAAAAUGCCAGCUGAAGGGGGAAUCUUAUUUCGGGCUAUUUAACCCUUUAAAUAACAAAUACAUUCCCCGUUCCUUUUUAAACCAUUAAAAAACUAAUUUAAGUCCAUUAUAAACAUAUUAUUCAAUAAAUAAGGGGGGGCAUUUAAAAAACAUAAAAUAAAUGCAUUAAUAAAAAACUAAGCAAUUAAAUUGAUUCAUGUACCUGGGCAUAUCCUUACAUCAAAAAGACCGGGUCACAGUCACCACAGAUGCUUCAUAAACUGGAUUUGUCAAACUUAAGAGAAAUGAAAGUGCUUCUGGAAGCUUUACUUUCCUUCAAGCACUCGAAUAUAGGAAAAUUGUAAGGAUUCAAUUAGACAACAUCACAGCACUCACUUGUCUGAACAAAUAAGGAGGAACUAAAGUAGAAUCUCUGUCACGCCUCUGCACAGUUCAUAUUGUGGUCAGAAAGAGGAACGUAUGCUGGAUUUCCUGCUGAAGGUCUACUUCUAAGAUUUACAACCAGAAGGUGUACUUUUAAGAUUUACUCAAAUCUGGAGGGGAAAAAAAUUCUAGUAUGGUGCAAAGACCCUGACAGCUUCAGGUUACCUCCUCCCAUUCAAGUUAUUCUUUGUUUUCUUCAAGAUGUAUCUUUUUUUUUUUUUGGCAGCAUUAUCCAACCCAUCAUUCUUCCCACGCUAUGUCAACCUCCUUCUUCUCAUAAGGAAGCCAAGUUACAUUUGUUGGAUGGAAAAGAACGCUGGAGAUCUCAACCAGUCGUCGGCAUUCUGAUUAUCUGAUCAACUUUUUGUCAAUUUUCAGGGUGCUUUAUAAGGGGAAAAGAAGCCUCCAAAUCAACAAUUACUAGAUGGUUGACAGAGGCCAUCAAGAUGGCCUAUCAGGUGGUUGGUCAAUGCCUUUCUACACAUAUAAAGGCUCAUUCCACUAGAGCUAUAGCUACCUCCUCAGUCAGCACCUUCAUUUGUCAUUACAGGCUAGACUUAUUUUCCUCCUCAGAAGCUGCUUUCAGACAUAAGGUGUAUUGGCAGCUGUCACCUGACUGACCCAUCCACAUUUGCGGAUCUUGCUAUAUCCCUCCUGUACUGCUGCUAUAUGCCAGGAAAAACUGAAAUUGUACUUACCAUAAAUUAUAUUUUCCUUAGUGUAGCAGCAGUACAGAUUUCCCACCCUGUAAUUAACUAUUUCUGUAUAUAUUUUGAUCUCCGUAUUCUUAUUUCUUGUUAUUACUGAGGACUGUUCAGAUCUAUUACAUAAGGUCUGAUGUGGAGGGUUUUGCCAAGUUUGCAUAUUUUAUUUCAGAGGCUACUCAUCUACCUGAAAGUAGAAUAUUUCUCUUUUACUGCCGCUAUACUAAGGAAAAAAUAUUUUAUGAUGUUUAUAAAAUUUCUGUUUUCUGAAUUUGAAUCAGAAAAUCAUCAUGCAUGUAUUUUUUUUUAUUUUUUGUGACCUUAUGAUUCUUUUCACUACAAAGGUGUGUUGUUUUUUUUUUGUUUUUGUUUUUCUUCUUAGUACCAUAACACGACACAGGAGCAUUGCAGAAUCAUCCCAAGUAAUGCGUCAGAUUGAAAUUCCUAAGAAACAAACUAAUAAAGUAAGAAUGUUCUUGCCAUUAGUGAGAGAAUUAUGUAUAUAUCAUAACCUAAUCUCAUGUUCCUGUUAUUUGCAAGGCCUUUUAAAUGGAAAAAACUGUUUAAAUGUUAAUUUUAAUGAUCCAGAGAAAAAUGUAACCAUGUUAGGAAACAUUUUCAUAUUCGCACUUAAAGGAGCAUUCCGGUCACCAUAACUUUAAAAUUACGUUGUUAUGGUGCUAGGAGGCCUCUAGGCGUUCUCUUACCUUAAUCGUUCUCAAACAAUUUAACCCCAAAGGUUGCCUCCAGCUCCAAACUGGCUCCCCCCGGUGGCAUCUGGCUUCUGAAGCGGAGCUAAAGGGAUUGCGGUGUGCCGCCAGGCAGGGGCACAGCUGAUUGUCUAGAACGAUCUAAGUCGAUCAAUAGCUUCCCAUUUAUAAAAAAAAAAAAAGUACUGAACACUCUAGCCAAUCAGCAGUACCCCUAACCGGCAGCACGCCACACUUCUUAUAACCUUUUGAGAAUGGUUUAACUCCUUAAGUUAAGAGCGUGCCCUGUCACCAUACCAAAUUAAUUUCUGUGAAGUUUAUGGUACCCAAACUGUUCCUUCAGUCAGACUGCAGGUUUUAGUUUUGUUUUUCCUUCCAUGAAAAAAGGUGUCUGUAAGCAGCUGAGCCUAUCUUAAAGGAACAUUGCAAGAACCAUAACUUCUAUAGCCUAUUGAAGUGUUUAUGAUGCCAGGAGUGCCAUAUUGCCAUCUCGUGACCUGUCAGCCUGCUUUUGUAUGGUUUGUUGCCUGGUAUCCUGAAGCGCACAUGGGCUGUUUCCAUUCUUCUCAAGCUGUAGAAGGUGGAUAUUAAUUUUGUGCAAGAUAAAAGCUCAUUCAUUGGUGAAGAGCAUCACAGGGACCCAGGUAAGUGAUCUGUGCUAAAACAGUUUGGCAGGUUACUGUUUGACAGUCAGGGCACUGGUAAGAUUUGCAUCCACUACAGUAGGCUAUGGAGGUUGGAGUGUUCCUUUCAAUAAUGGUCCGAUCGUAAUUCUCAAAUUCUAAAUUCACAAAAAGUAAUUUAAGCAGUUAAGGACGGGUGGGCGUUCUAUGCCUUCCUUUUUGGGGUGGCUCUAAACGCCAGAGGGCGGCAUUAUUAUUACGUUAUUUAUAUAGUGCCAACAGAUUCUGCAGCGCUUUACAGUGGGUGGACGAACAGACAUGUAGUUGUAACCAGACAAGUUGGACACACAGGAACAGAGGGAUCAAGGGCACUGCUCAAUUUGCUUACAUGCUAGAGGGAGUGGGGUAAAGUGACACAAAAGGUAAGGAUAGUAUUGGACUAAUGACAGUUGCAAGAGAGGAAUCAGUCGGGAGCUAUUAGAACAUAGAACGUCUCCGGCUUCCUUCAUACUCAUCAGCUCCCCGCUGAUCCCCGGACGGUGGUCGCUAUCCUGGGAUAUGCCUGGGAGAUCAAGCACACCCCUUCUGCCCGAUCCGGCCCUCUCGGGCCAUGUGAUCGCAGGAUCCUCGCUAUUACAUGGUCGUAAUAGCCGGCUUAUGCAGUGCCUGACCAGGCUGUUCCCCUAAAGCCUGUAAAAAAUUUUUAAAUGUUAAGAUAAAGUUUUAAAACACUAUAUAUAUAUAUAUAUAUAUAUAUAUAUAUAUAUAUAUAUAUAUGUAUGUACUUUUAUAUUCACAUACAUAAACUAUUAUUCCAACUGUAGUUUGAUACUAAUAUAAAUAUAUUAAAAACCAAAGAAAAACAAGUUACUUGCGCUCUCUCCUUAAUCCCUAUGUAUUUUUAAACAAAUGGAGUUUUUUUAGUUACCUUCAAUGGCCAUGAGAGGAUAAGUCCACCUGCCAACGUCAAGGCAGACCCCUGCCAGGUGGGUCCUAACUCUAACCAUUCACCUUGCUUCCUUGAGCUUCUGGCAAAGAUCUCUGAGAUAUAAAUCUAUAUUUAAAGCAAAAUACAUUUAGAAUGACGUUAUAGAUGGAUAGAUAUAUAUACACACACACAUACAUACAGCUAUAUUUAAAAAAAUUAUAUAUAUUUUUUUAAUUUAAAUUCUGCAUAUAUAUUUAAGUCAUAUGUCAUUUAAUUAAAAUUUGAGGGACUUGCCUGACAACCCAGGCAUAAAGUCCAGAGAAUUUGGUUCACAAGCCCUAUAUUUAACCCUGUAACUUUCCAAGACACUAUAUAAAACCUGUACAUGGUGAACACCUGUACUUCGCUGAACUCAAAUAUUAGUGUUUUUUAAAACCAUAAAACGUCACAAUAAUGAUAGUCAGUGAAAGUGCCUUUUUUUUUUUUUUUUGCAGUUUUCACACACAAACAGUACUUUCACUGACAAUAUAGUUGUGAUAAAUUUUACUGCUUAGAAACACUUAUCUUUGUAUUCAGCGUAGUCUCUGGAGUAUAACAGUACCUCCAUGUACAGGAUUUAUUUAUUUUAUUCUAUUUUUAAGUUACAGGGUCAAAUAUAAGGCUUGCAUUUCCAUUUUUUCACAUUAAAAUUUGCCAGAUUGGUUACGUUGCUUUUGAGACCGUAUGGUAGCCCAGGAAUGAGAAUUAGCCUCAUGAUGGCAUACUAUUUGCAAAAGUAGUCAACCGUAGGUAUUGCAAAUGGGGUAUGUUCAGUCUUUUUUAGUAGCCACUUAGUCACAAAAGAUACAAAUGAAGCUUGAAAACCUUUAUUCUUCAUUUGCAUCUGCCAACUCUUCCUUGCUGCAACGGUCUUUUAAUGAAUCACAUUUUCAUUUUAAAUGAUUUAACAUUCUGCUUAAAUAAUGUGUGUUUAAUUCAUUGUAUUUCAGGAAAACUUGUACUCCAACCCUGUUGUUAUGGUUGAGAAAUUAAAAAUGCCUGACCCAGUUAAACCAAAGAAAGACAGUGAAGGUAUAAAAACAUUUUUUUCACAUUUAAAUUUUUAUAUAUUUUUUUCAUUUAAAACUUACAGCCUGUUAUACACUAUAUAAUAUCGACAAUAAAAUACCAAUUACGAGGACAAAGACAAACGUCCUAACAAAUUCUAGUAGUGUUUAAGGCAGAAUAUUAGUUAGCACAGUACUGUGUAUGUGACCUUAAAGUAUAGUACUUUGGUUUAUAUACAAAAAAAAUUGUACUAGUAUGAUCAGACACAGAUAAUAUUACUGUACUUAUUGAAUUUAACUGCCUUGAGUAUUUUCUUCCGAUUUAAUAUUGACCGUAGAAAGGCUAAACUGUUACUUCCAAUUGCCUUGAAAGACGGUGAAGGUAUAACAUUAUUUGCCUUUUGAUUUUGAUCUUUUACGUUUUUUGGGGGUUGUGUAUUUUAUGUAUAUUAAUGAUUCAACUUUUUUUUUUUUUUUUUUUCCUCUUGUCCAAAGCAACAAAAGCAAAGCGUACACUCUUUGAGAAUAAAACACCAACAAAGAAAUGCCAUAAAAUGCCGAGAAGCCAAUCUGUAUCUGCAGUGGAGGAUCUUAAACAUAAACGCAGUAAAUCAAGUGAUGGCAUAAAAGGUAAUAGAUGGGUGUUUCAUUUAGACGUUUACAUAUUUGCACGAUUCCCGUAAUGAGUGUGUUAAACAAAUAUUGGAUGUGUUGUAAAAUGUAUGCCUUUUUUUUUUUUUGCUUUUUUUCAUAUUCAAUUUAGAAAACUACAAGUUGCUGACCAAAAAAGUAUCAGAGACCCCAGUUCGUAAACAGAUAUCAAAUAGACUUCUGCAUAAGCAGAUUAAAGGACGGUAAGUAUGUUUAUUUUUUUUCUUAACUUUUAUAUGUAGCGGGGAAAGGCUUUCUAACUUUUGCAAUCUCGAGGUAGAAAGAUCUAUAGAUAGAGCUAUCUCGAGACUGCAAAUGUUAGAAAGCCUUUCAUGAUUUGAUUUGAACAUUUUCCAGGUACAAAUGUAAACAACCUAGAUUUGAAUAGACAAAGAUUUCAAUUUAUUCUCCUAGAUAUUUAUGGAACUUCUAUUUGCUAAUUUUUUAUUUUUUUUUACUAGAAAUGUUCUCCAAUUUCUAACUGCUUUUUAGAAGGCAUAAACCAGGGUUGGUUUUCUAGAUAUGUGCAAAAAUAUAUUGUACCUGUACUUGUUAUGGUACAACUCGACAGAAAUGAGUAAGUGUCCCACAAGUCAUUCGGCAUCUUACUUUUGUGUUGUCUCUCUGUUUGCCGUACUGUUUUGUGUGUUUUUGUGUUUUUGUGUUUUUUUUCUUCAUUUCUUUUUCCUCCUACUGGUAACCUGCACAAAUUAUUGUGUAAUUAUUCUCAUGUUUGUAUGUGUGACUGAAAUAGUCAGUGCUAAUUAAAAACACUGGAAAAAUAAUAAUGCUUUACUGGUUCCUGACUUUUUUUUUUUUGCUGUGUUUUCCAUUUCUUUCUGACAGUUGCAUUGUAAUCUGAAUUUAGUACUUUGCUUUCAGGCGUUCUGAAUCCACAUCCAACAUCAGUAUAGUGGAGGAAUCACCAGAAAAAGAUAUAAAAGGUAAUACGUUAUGUGCUUGCCUUUGCUGUGUUUGUGCUUUAUUUUUUCCUAUAUUUGACAAUCUUGACAAAAAGUUGCGGUUAAGGCAAGCUCCACUUUCUUCACAAAGGAAGUGAAACAUGCCUUAAGCCCCACCCUUUGUCAAGAUUGUCAAGUGUAGGAAAAAUACACAAGGCAAAGUAGUCCCUACUUUUGUCUUGUUUCAAUGCUGAACAGAUUCUGGAAGUGUAAGAGAAGAGGAAAUUACAGGAAAAAGGUAAGUUUGAGGUGACAGAGCCACUUUAGUUUUUGUUUCUUAUGUUGCUCUGCAAUAAAAAUUCAUAUAAAAAAUGCUGUCCUCCAGUAAAUACAUUUGCAAAUAAGCCAACUUUUUAUACCUUUAUCUCAAUUCAACUCACUACCAGGUAUGACUGUUGGUGCUUUACAACUAGUUUUCAUAUGAUAUUGUCAGUUCUACGAUUAUAGUAAUCCUGGGCUUGAUAGAUGUUUGAGUCCUUGUGGGUGUCAUACGAUACACAUGUUUUUAUUACUGCAUUUCAUCCAUCCUUCCCCAGUCUCUUCCUAAUCCACCUCUUUCCACAUUAGAUAAAACCUGACAGACUGUUCACUGUCAAUACAUGGUUCCAGUUACUAGCUGUGUAAAUCGAAUUAUUUCUUUUAUAAUAGACAUUGAUGUAAGAAGAAGCCCACGCAUUAAGCAGCUGGCAUUUUCACAGAGAAGCUCUUCUUUUUAUGCAUCUCAGCCAAAGUCUCGUAAUCUGGAAAGAGUCCAUUCAUUCACUCAACAACAACUUGAUGCUGAUCACACAGGUAUCAUGCAGCACUCUAGAAUGGGUUGUAUAGUAUUGAUUUUUUUUAUUCUAUUGAACAUGCCAUACGUACCAGACAGUUUCGUUUGACAGAAUCAAGCCAUUACAGUAUGUUUUUAAGUUUAAAAUCAAAAUAUUGUAUUCUGUGUUAAGUCAUUUAAGGGAAAACAAAGGCAGGGGACACUCACAGAAUGUUACUUGGGCUUUGAAUGUCUGUUUUUAAUUUUGCUUUUCUAUGCUUACAAUGUGUUACAUUUUUAUUUAUUUUUUCUUCCUAGCAAACCGUUCUAUGUCAGAGAUCAAAUCACCUAAACAACUACUUUUUGGAGAAGUGUUAAAAAUGACUAGUCCUCCUGCAAAAAAAUUUAAUUUGGAUGGAGUAGAACGUGUUGAUUCUCAGGUAAUUUCUGGACAUGAAAUAAUAUUCUAGAAUGUUUAGUAUUGACAUUACAAAAAUCUUUAUAUUUCUUCUGUUAUGUUUUACAAGGGUCGAGGGAAAACAAAGAGGAAUAUUUUAUCUAAAGCAUUUGAAGACCUUCGAGAAAAGGAAAAAUUGCUUAGGAAAUCCCCACGCACACCCAAAACGCCCAUUAGGAUUUCAGAUAGGCUAAAAACUCCUUCCAAGAGUACAUCCGAGAGAAAGAAAGCUGCUAAAAAUUUAGUUAAAAUGUUUUCGCCCAGUAAAGUAAAUGAACCCCCUCCUUCUAGGUCUUGUGGAAAAAGUGACAUCUUGGCACACGUGACACCUAAAAAAUCUAUUUCACCAAAGAACUUGUUUGUCUCUCCAUUAAGGAAUAAGAGGGAGCAAGCUAUAUCUCAAAGAGAGGACAUACCUCAAUUUCCUGUUUCUAAAAGGAUACUUAGGACUCCUACAAAAAGUUCAAAUAGUACAAUGCUGCAAUAUGUUUCAGGCACACCUACCAAAUCCCCUUACAAGUUGCUUGAAUCUGUGGCUCCAUUUUCCACUCCAAAUAGGUAUGUUUUUAGAACUCCACAGAAACCUGUUGUGGGUUCUGUAUCUCGAACACCUACACAAAAAGAGGAGGUUUGUACUCAUACGUUACAUUGUGCAAAUGAAUGUACUCCUGAAAAGCAAAUUCUACUUUCCCCUGCAAAACGUAUUUCUUCACAAUGGUCCAAAUCACCUCAUGGCAUGUCCAAGAGAAUAUAUUCUAAUUCUCCUUCACACAAACAUUCUUUGGAAAACAAUUCAAUUUUUCUUUGUGAUCAAACACCGAAAACAUCAUCACAACUUAUAAAAUCUAGUUGUACCCCAAAAUUUACAAGGGCACUUGAACCCCCCUCAAAGUCAACUAAUGGACAUCCAUGCACCAAAGCAGAAGAAAAUUCUAAAGCACUGUCAAAUGUUUCAGUGCAUAUUCAACAAGGAGCUUCUGAUGGGGAUAUUGAUUCUUGCCAAACUUCUACCCUUUCUAAGGAAUUUAUUUCACCAACUACUCCUUCCAUUACAAAAAAUAAAAUCUCAUCUCCGUGCUUGAAAACCACUUUAAUAUCCAACCAUUGUUCACCUAAAUGUAGAAUUGAACCUGUUGUUUUAUGUGAGAAGCUGGACCUUUCUACCUUAGAAAGCACCUUCAAUUCAGAAUCAUAUCUUAGUGGUUCCCAAACUGAAGAAAGCAUUGAUAUAGCUGAUGCUGUUGUUGUGCCAACAGAAACAUCUGAACUUAAGAUGAAAGUUCUCAUUACUCGAAAAUCUUCUAACUCUGGUUUACAGAAUAGCCCAUCGGUGACACCAGCAUGUGGGAUUAACAAUGCAUCCACUAACUGCACUUAUGGUCUGCGCUGUACUCCUGAUAGGAGACAAAGAGAAGCUGCAGCUCGUCUUGGAGAAACACAGAUACCUGCACAGUUCUCAACCCCAAAAAGUCACAAGUCUUUACUUGCUCCUGGUAUACCAACUUAUGAGGUUGAGCUAGAAAUGCAAGCAUCAGGCCUGCCAAAACUUCGCUUUAAACGUACAGACUCCGGUUCCACAGUUGAUAUGGAGACAGGUAAUAGAACAGAGUCUCCACUUGUAACUAGGAAAUGGAAAGGUGAAGAAAGCCCUUUUAGUGAGAAAUGGUGUAGUAAACAUACAACAAAACUGGAAUCUUCUUGUGUUUCUCCUUCAUUCUUGCGUUCUCAUGCUACACCUGGAAAAUGCAGCCACCAGACCCAUAUUUGUCUGUCAUAUACUCCAAACAGGUGCACUUCUUACACUUCCUCUUCAUCGCAAAUAGAUGUUGGGGUUCCUUGGACGCCGUCCCCGAAAUUUAAGGAAAAAAAUGGUAGCGAUGCAAUUAAUAAUUGGCCCAGGAGGAAAAAAGCAUCUGCUUUAAAUUGUGUUUUAAAAGGAGAAAAAAAUCAAGAAUAUGCCGAUCUUCAUUCAAUUGAGGAAGAUGUUGGAGUUCUUUCAAAGCAGGAGGUCAGUAAAUCUUCAUCUUUGGAAGAUUUUGAACUUGAAGGGGUUUCAAAACUUCAGGAGAAAUCUCCCGUGCUGCAGUGGCAAGGGACAGGUGACUCUAGGACAUUUAGACUUAAUUCAAGAAAAAGAAGCCUAGGAUUUCUAUCACCCACUGAAGAGACUCCACAAUCUAAGAGGCAGUGUAAGGAGCGUAAUCUGGUCAGUGAGAGAAGUCAGUUGAUGGAUACAAUAGAAAUAAGCAGUCCAUGCCAAAGGUUAUCCUCAAAUCGAAGCUCAUCACAGCAAAGUUCAUGUGAUGAUGACGUCUUCAGUAAUUCAGGUAAUAUAAAAGAUUUGUUUUUACAAAAAAUGUUUAAUCUAGUUGGAACGGUCAUGUUGCUAGAUAUUCAGUAUCGUGGAACCUCUGAAUUUGAACUUAAUCCGUUCCAGAAGACUGUUCGAGUUCAGAUUUGUUAGAGAACAGAGUCAUUUCCCAUAAGAAUUAAUUUUACAGUUUAAUGCUUUACAUGCAUAAAAUCAUAUACACAAUGUACAGUAAAUACAAUGAGCAUUUUAUUUCACUUUACCUGUAAUGAGAGUUGAUGGCGUAAGUGGAAAAGAGAAAAUAUAUUGUUUAGAUGGGGAUAGGGUAACUGUUCUUCUGGCAUUAAAAGUGUAUAAUUGAACAUGUUUGUGGCAUGAUUUGUUUGGGUACCGAGGAUCAUUUGCGCACCGAGAUUUUUUUGUUAGACUUCCGAGGUUCCACUGUGUUGUAUUUGCUGCCCCAUAUAUUGAACUAAUGUUUUUGCAAGGUGCGAAAAUAAAAUUAAAUGUAGAAAUUCACACCUCCUUUAAACUGAAAUUGUGCCCCUCUUACUCCCUUACCAUCAUUAUUACAAAUUUUGAUUAGGUUGGCAGAUUGCAUGAAGGAUGCAGAGCAGGAGAAAUUAAACAUUGUUUCUAUUUUUGCUUUUUACUUGCUUUGUUUGUCCUGGCUUCCCCUUGUCUGAAUUGGAUUUGAUGAAUUGGUAAAAAAAAAAAAAAAAAAAAAUUAUAUACAAAUUUUAAAAGAACAUGGAGCAUCACAUGAAAAAAAAAAUAUAUAUUUUUUUUUUAUCUUCAAUGUUUUUUCCAGUGGUAUUCAGUUCCCCUUUAAUGUGGAUUUGUUAACCACAUUUGAUAGUUUGUGUUUAAUAGUGAUCUUCAGUGUGUUGAGCUAGGGGUUUAUUCUUUGCUCUAGAGGUACAGUCAUGGGAUAAAGAAAGUAUGCCCUCUUUGAAUUCAAUGGUUUUAUAUCAUAUCAGGACAUAAUGAUCUGUUCCUGAGCAGGUCAUAAAAUUAGGUAAAGACAACCUCAGAUGCAUAACACCACAUGUCAUGAUUUAUUUAACAAAAUUGAGCAGCCAUGUAUGAAAAGUACACUCUUAUUGCUUCCAUAGGAAUUAAGAGGCUAAGUAGCAGAUAUGUGCUUCUAUUUAAAUGCCCAUGAUUAAUUGAUAAUCAGCAAAUGUGACCCCCUCUAUCAAACUAUGCUGCCUAUCAAACUGGGAAGAGUUAUAAGGUUAUUUCCAAACAAUUUAAAUUCCAUCAUUCUACAGUGGGAAAGAUUAUUCAAAAGUGGAAACCAUUCAAGGCAGUUGCCAGUCUUUCCAGGAGUGGAUGUCCCAGCAAAUUCACACCAAGGUCAGACUGUUUGAUGCUCAGAGAAAUUGUAUAAAACCCAAGAGUUAAAUCUCAGACUCUACAGGCCUCAGCAUGUUAAAUUUCAUGACAGUACAAUUAGAAAAAGAUUGAACAAGUAUGGUUUGUUUGGAAGGAUUCUCUAAAAAGACCAUGGCGGCACAGAUUAAGUUUGCAAAGUUGCAUCUGAACAAACCAUUUUUCUGGAACAAUUUCCUUUGGACAGACGAGACCAACAUGAAAAUAUUUGGCAAAAACCAAACUCCGCAUAUCAGCAAAAACAUCUUAUACCAAUUGUCAAGCAUGUGUAGAGGGUGAUGAUUUAGACUUGUUUUGCAGCCACAGAACCUGGAAACCUUGCAGUCAUUGAGUCAACUAUGAACUCCUAUGUAUAACAAAGUAUUCUAGAGCCAAAUGUGAGGGCUUCUGUCUGACAGCUAAUGCUUGGCUAAAUUUGGGUUAUGCAACAGGAUCAAGAUCCCAAGCACACCAGCAAAUCUACAACAGAAUGGCUGAAAAAGAAAAGAAUCAAGAUGUUGGAAUGGUUCAAAGUCCAGACUUCAACUCUAUUGAAAUGCUGUGGUGGGACCUUAAGAGAGCUGUGCAUAAACAAGUGCCAGCAAAUCUCAAUGAACUGAAGCAAUGUAAAGAGUGGGCUGAAAUUCCAAUGUGAGAGACUGAUAGUCAUACAGAAAACAAUUACUUAAAUUUAUUGCUUCUAAAGGUUCUACAAGCUAUUGAUUCAUAAGGUGUACUCAUUUUUUUUCACACAUGGAUUUUCCAUUUUGGUUUUAUUUUUAACUAAAUCAUGACAUGGUGUAAUGUAUCAUGUGUUGUUCAUCUGAGGUUGUAUUUACCUAAUUUUAACUCCUUAAGGACGGCAGGCGUUCUAUGCCGUCCUUGGGGACCUGGUCCUAAAUGCUGGCAGGCGGCAUAGAACGUCCCCGCCAUUGUAUUCACUUACCCGGUCGCGGGCAAUCGCGGUGGGGGGGACUCACCUGGCACCUGCUUCCGACCCUCCUGGGCCAUGUGAUCGCGAGGUCCUUGCGAGGACCUCACGAUCACAUGGACGGCAUAGCCGUCCACAGCAUUGCCAGCAGGGGGACUGCCUGGAAUGAGUAGCCACUUAGUCACAAACACUGGCUAAAAUUGGCAUUCAAAUUAGUUUUUUGAAUUUUUUACACACAAAUAUUAACGCUAACUUUGGCUAGUGUUUGUGACCAAGUGGCUACUAAAAAAGACUGGGCAUACCCCUUUUGCAAUACCUUGGGUUGUCUACUUUUGCAAAUGGUAUGUCAUCAUGGGGGUAAUUCUCAUUCCUGGGCUACCAUACGGUCUCAAAGGCAACGUAACCAAUCUGGCAAAUUUCAAUGUGUAUUUACUGGAAAAAAACAUGCUAUUUUUGCCCCUUUAACUUCCCAAAACACCAUAAAACCUGUACAUAGGGGGGUACUGUUUUACACGUGAGACAUCACAAUUAUUGGUAUGUUCUGAUAUAUAAAAAAUUUAAAGAGGUUGUGCCUUCUUUUUCCUAUGACUGUAUAACACUAAAAAUACUUGUAAAGUGGUUAAUCUAUAUAUAUUUUCUCACAAGUUGCUCCAAUUUUUUUAAAAUCAAAUUGGGUGCCAUUAAACUAUUAGUUCAAUGAUAGUUGUCAUAAAAUAUUUCAACCCUCAAAUUCCAUGUGUUUAAUAUACAUUGCACCCCCACUCCCCCUGAUAACUACACCAUAUUUAUGGUAUCUUUCUUCCCAUAUUGACACAAGUCUUCAUACACACACCCUAUUAUGUAUAUGGACUCAUCGCCUUGAAAGAGACACUCUGAGCACUAAAACAAGUUUAGCAUAAUAAAGUGCAUUAGACUAUAGGGGCAUAGAUAAUUCCCCUGCAGCCACAUUGCUAGAUUAUCUAACAUUUAGGAGUAAAACCAGUUUGUUGCUUCCCCAGCCACAAAUCCCUUUUAAAUUAAAAUUGUAAUAUCUGCAAAGUACAUGCACAAUUUGAGGCUUUGAAAAUGUCCCAGAGUGAAUUUUUGAGAUAUGCUUGCACUUAAUGAUUCAUGAACAGUCUAGCUUUUAAUUACCUGCAUGUUUUGGUCUCCUUCUCACCAGAGGACUUAAAGGGACACUGUAGGCACCCAGACCACUUCAGCUCAUUGAAGUGUUCUGGGCGCAAUGUCCCAUGUCCCUUAACCCUGAGCAUGUAAAGGGGGAAGCUAUAGUGCCAGGAAAACAAGUUUCAAUAUGUUAGAGAGGAUUAUUAAAUUUAGUAAAAUCCAUUAUACUGCCUCUUAUGCUACAAUGGGAAAAGGAAUUAAACAUUGAAUGGGAGGCUCCGCAAUGGUAUAGGGCUAUGAGAUUGACCAAGGCUGUCACAUACAACAUAUAGAAGCAACACAUAAAAUAUGGUUGCAAUGGUAUAUGACACGCCAAAUAUUGGCACAUAUAUACCCGGGGAAUACGGGGUGGUGCAGGGAAGCGUCGGGGUCCAUGGCCCAUAUGUUCUGGUAUUGUAAAAUGAUUAGGAUUAUGUGGAAACAUAUCCAACAAUUGAUAUUCAAUGUCACCACAAAAUGAUGAUUAUACAUAUUUUAAUGGCCACAAAAAAAUGCUAUAGCUAGCCUAUAGAAAACCACACAAGUGCCAUCAUUACACAGAAUAAGGGAAAAGAGUUCUAAUACUAAAACCUACGAGGAAAUGGCAUGCAGGAUAACAGGCAAACAGAUACCUAUGAAAAAAUGUGGGCAAGUUGGAAGUGAGGGGAAAUCAAUCAGUUGGAUACUAUGGAUAGAUAUUUAAUAUUUACCAAAGGAAGCGCCAUAAGGCUUUAAACUGACAUGGGUCUUGGUAGUGGUAGAGCACUAAUAUAGGGGUUUGGUUAGGUUGUUACAAACUAACGAGAUUGUAAAUGUAUGAAAGCAAUGAUUUAUUAUAGUAACCUGUUUUUUUCUUUUGUAUAUUUCUUUUGUUUGUUUGAACAAAUCUGAUUUUAGGGUCACAUUUUAAGUUUAAUGCUAAUUGCUGUGCAUACAGUUAGAUCAAAGUCAAUACUAAUUAGACCAAUAUCCAUAUUGGUUCAAGCGGAUUAACACUCAACCACAUAAGAUUUAGGAAACUGUAAAAGUAUGUACCUGUAUAAGGGACUGAAUGUUCAUUUACUGUUGCGGGUGACUGCUGAUCUGACUAUAUAAGAAUUAGGGAUCGACCGAUAUUGAUUUUUUUAGAGCCGAUACCGAUAUUCUGUGAACUUUCAGGCCGAUACAAUUUGCCGAUAUUCUGUACAUUUACCAUUUUGGAAAACAAAAACUAUUUUUCUAAAGGUAAAUGCCCAAAAUAUACAUGCCACGUGUAGUGGAUGCAGUGUGACGGGGAGCUGUGUGUGUUGGUGUAGUGUGUGUUGUGGAUGCAGUGUUUGUUUAGUGUGUGUGGAGGAUGCAAUGUGUGUUUGUGUAGUGGAUGCAGUGUGUAUUUGUCUAGUGUGUGUAGUGGAUGCAGUGUGUAUAUAAUGAAAGCAGAGUGUUUGUGUAGUGUGUGGGUAGUGUGCGUUAGGUGAAUGCUGUAUAUACUAAAUGCAAAGUGUGUGUGUAAAUAAUGAAUGCAGAGUGUGUGUAUUUGACUAGUGUGUGUAUUUGUGUAGUGUGUUUAUAUAAUGCAGUGUGUGUGUAUAUAAUGCAGUGUUUGUGUAGUGUGCAUUAUAUACACCCACUACACACACUGCAUUAUAUACACACACUACACAAACACUGCAUUAUAUACACAGUUCUUUUGUAUAGUGUGUGUAUAUAAUGCAGUGUGUGUUUGUAUAGUGUGUAUAUAAUGCAGUGUGUGCAUUGUAUACACACACACUGCAUUAAAUACACAGUGUGUUUGUGUAGUGUGUGUGUAUAUAAUGGAGUGUGUGAGGGGGCAUUUUUUAUUAAAUUAUUAUUUUUUUAUAUUUAUUAUUUUUUGUUGUCCCCCCCCCUCCCUGCUUGUUACCUGGCCAGGGAGAGGGGAUAUAGCAGUCCCUGGUGGUCCAGUGGUAUUGGCUGAGCUUUGGGGGUGGGGGGGGGGCAGCAAGCGCUUACUCACCUCCAAGCAGCUCCCCAGUGCAAUUCUCGCGGCCAGCGUGUCGCGUGAAGCGUUGCCAUGGUGAUCCAUGGCAACGCUCUGAUAGCCGCAGGAGCCAGAGGAGCUGCUGGGAGGUGAGUAAGCGCUUGCUGCCCCCCCAGGACCGCCGAGCUUGUAAUGAGCCCGGCGGUCCUAGGAGGUCUUAUUGGCAAUAUCGGUAUCUGAAUUGGCCGAUACGAUAUUGCAGAAAAUACCGAAUAUCGGCCGAUUAUAUCGGUCGAUCCCUAAUAAGAAUAACAUAAAUUGUUUUUGAAUGUGUUAAUAUGGUUGAACAGACUGCAGACUAAUAUAUUUGUAAAUUUGAAGGGGAAAAAAAAGAAAUUUUAUUUAAAUACAAAAAAAACAAUUACCAGUAAUUAUGUUAAUACUCCCCAUAUGGAUGCAUUAAUUAAAUGCAUCUCUGAGGAGGAGUUGAUUGGCGUGUGCAUGUGCAAUAGUCUCCCAAUGUUGUUUCCUACCAUUGGAUUGGCUGAGAUCGUCAAGAUUGAUUGAUCUCAGCCAUGGAGGUGGCUGCAUCACAAGCACGGCGUGGGAAAAGGCGAGUAAAAACACCUUUGUAUGAGAUUGAAGGUGGAAGGGUCACCUAUAUAUACACACUCACAAAGACACAUACUGAUUUUGAUACACAUACACGCUUACUCACUCACUGGCAGACUCACUCACUGGCAGACUCACACACAUACAAAUUGUUACUUUUUUUUUAUUCAUUCAUUCACCAAGUUUCCCUACGUUUGGGAGAGCUGGAGUGGAUCAGCUUUCCCUGGGGUCCAGUGGGGCUGCUGCCAUCUCUUUGCUCUGUUCCCUAGAGUGCUGUUUAGUGAUGCGGGGCUGGACUGACGUGAUAACCCACUCCCGGCAUCACUGGAGGGAGCAAAGCAGGGAGAUUACUGCUCACUUGCAACCUCCACACUCAGUCAGCCACCUGCCUGCUCUCCCGCCUUCCUCAGCUCUACGUAAGUCGGCCGCCUCCCUCAGCCCUCCAUGAGGUGGUCACCUUUCAGACUGAGCAGGCUCACAAAUCCCAGGGGAUUUGUCAAACCCCGUUUUGCUCAUAGGAGUGUGAUUGCUGAAAGCACACUCCUAUCCUACUGUCAGCCAGCCCAUUACUUUACAGUAGAAUAUUCACGGUCUCACUUCCUUGCCUUCAGCUAAGCUCUGCAUGCAGGUACUCACAGAAAGAGAUGAUGUGAGGUCACAACGUGGCACUUCACUGGCUGGCGACUAGUUUCUGGAUGCAGAAGACAGUAUGUGGUGACUGGAAGAGGUGAGUAAGUUAUCAGUAAUAUUGGUAAAUUUCAAGGCCAAUACAAGUUAUCAGUACAAUGCUGAAUAUUGGCUCUAAUAAUCGGUGGAACCGAUAAUAAUGGGUCUAUCCCAAAUACCCAUUUAAAGGACCACUAUAGUGCCAGGAAAACCGCUGCGCUGAAGGGGUUAAACACUUACCUUUCUCCAGCACCAGGGAACUCUCCUCCCUCUCCCGACGUCAGCUUUGAAUGUGCAUGCGCAGAAAGAGCCGAGCACGCAUUCAAACAGUCCAUAGGAAAGCAUUUCUCAAUGCUUUUCUAUGUGUCAGCAUCUGCUCACUGAUUUUUCACAGUGAGAAGUGCGGAAGCGCCUCUAGCGGCAGUCAGUGAGAUAGCUACUAGAGGCUGGAUUAACCCUAUUGUAAAUAUAACUGCUAUGUUUACAGCUGCAGGGUUAACACUAGAUGGACCUGGCACCCAGACCACUUCAUUGAGCUGAAGUGGUCUGGGUGCCUGUAGUGGUCCUUUAAGUUCUUUCCUCACAGGUAUUCAGUUGUGUUCAUUACCUUUGUUUGCAUCAUAUUUUAAAGACCAAAAUGAUAGUUUUAUAAUAGAUUUUCAUUUUAUAUUAGUGUAACUUUUUUUUCCAUCACCUUUCAGGUUUUACACCGCCCAACAAAAUACUGAAAAAUCCCUUGUCAACGAGUGCUCUUCUGACACUUACACAGUCCCCAAUGCUGUACCAGGGCAAGACACCUUUAUCCAAGAGAAAGAUGAUGCAUGGUAAGGUGUACCUGUACUGGUCAUGUGAAAAUAUUGCAUUACUUUAA